AUGCUAUACCUAGGAAAUCUGUUCUAUGUUUCCUGCCUGCUCAUCAACGCCGUGGCAAUCCUCUCAGAAGAUCGCUUCCUGGCCCGCAUCAGCCUGUCACCAGCCUCAUACGACCCUGCCUUUGGAGCGGGUGCAGAUUCCCAGAGUGUUCAAGCCAAGAUUGUCCAUUUGAUUGCCAGUGUACGGACAUUAAUGAGAAUGCCUUUGAUAGUUGCAAACACCCUGAUUAUUAUAUACGAGUUGGUCCUUGGUUAA
Molecule: messenger RNA, 255 nt
Organism: [Torrubiella] hemipterigena
Lineage: Eukaryota; Fungi; Ascomycota; Sordariomycetes; Hypocreales; Clavicipitaceae
Source: the annotation of a GenBank genome assembly